CCCAAUCCAUUUCUCACUCACGUUACUUCUCAUUUUCUCUUUCUUUCUUUCCUUCCAAACAAACAGAAUCCACAGAAGAAGAUGACGAUGAAAGCUCCGAGCCCAGACGCGAUCUCCACCAUAAUGGCGAACCCCUCGCCGGACACCACCGCCGACAUGCCGGAGAUCGUUGUCCAGAUCCUCGAUCUCACCCCGAAGGGUAGUAGCCGCUACAUGUUUACUGCUAAUGAUGGGAAGAAGAAGCUAAAAGCAAUUCUCCCAUCACAACUGACUCCUCAGGUUAUCUCAGGAGAGAUUCAGAAUCUGGGUCUUAUUCGCAUCCUUGAUUAUUCCCUCAAUGACAUUCCAAGCAAGUCAGAGAAAUAUUUAAUUGUGACAAAGUGUGAAACGGUUUCCCCUGCGCUUGAAAUGGAGUUUAAGAGUGGGGUCAAAAGUGAGGAAACUGGCAUUUUAUUGAAGCCAAAGCAAGAGAUUGAGAUCAAUAGUGAGGUGAAAAGAGAGAGCUCUGGAAACGGGAUCAUGUUGAAGCCAAAGCAAGAAAUGGUCACUAAAUCAGCUGCUCAAAUUAUUCAUGAGCAGCAUGGAAAUAUGGUGCCACCAGCACGGAUGGCGAUGACUCGCAGAGUGCAUCCUCUUGUUUCUUUGAACCCUUAUCAAGGAAGUUGGAUGAUAAAGGUUCGUGUUACAAAUAAGGGAACCAUGCGUACAUACAGAAAUGCUAGAGGUGAAGGUUGUGUCUUUAAUGUGGAGCUGACUGAUGAAGAUGGGACCCAAAUUCAAGCAACAAUGUUUAACGAAGCUGCAAGGAAGUUCUAUGACAAAUUUCAAUUGGGGAAGGUUUACUAUAUCUCAAAGGGAACUCUAAAAGUUGCCAACAAACAGUUUAAGACAGUGCAAAAUGAUUAUGAGAUGACUUUGAAUGAGAAUUCUGAAGUGGAAGAAGCAAGCAAUGAAGCAGCUUUUGUUCCUGAAACAAAAUUCAAUUUCGUCCCAAUUGAGAUGUUGGGUCCCUAUGUUAAUGGGAAGGAACUUGUUGAUGUUAUAGGAGUCGUUCAAAGUGUAUCUCCCACUAUGAGCAUUAGAAGAAAGAGCAAUAAUGAAAAUAUUCCAAAGCGUGAUAUAACAAUUGCUGAUGAAAGCAAAAAGACAGUUGUGGUUUCGCUGUGGAAUGAUCUUGCAACAAAUGUAGGCCAGGAAUUGCUGGAUAUCGCUGACCAAUCUCCUGUGGUUGCUAUUAAGUCCGUUAAAGUUGGAGAUUUUCAAGGUUUGUCUUUAUCAGCACUAAGUAGGAGCAUGGUUGUGGUAAAUCCAGACACACCUGAAGCUAACAAGUUGAAAUCUUGGUAUGAUUCUGAAGGUAAAGGUUCGCCAAUGGCCUCUGUUGGUACUGGUAUGAGCCCAUCAACAAGGAGUGGAGGAAGGUCCAUGUACUCUGACAGAGUUUUCUUGUCCCAUAUAACCGAUAACCCAUCCUUAGGUGAAGACAAGCCUGCGUUUUUCAGCAUCAGAGGAUAUAUAAGUUCUAUCAAGCCUGAUCAGACAAUGUGGUAUCGGGCUUGCAAAACUUGCAACAAGAAAGUCACAGAGGCUAUUGGAUCUGGUUACUGGUGCGAGGGUUGCCAGAAGAAUGAUGAAGAGUGCAGUUUAAGAUAUAUACUUGUCGUAAGAGUGUCAGAUGCAAGUGGUGAAGCUUAUAUCUCUGCCUUCAAUGAAGAAGCGGAGAGUAUUAUUGGGUGCUCAGCAGAUGAGCUUGAUAAACUAAGAUCACAGUUGGGAGAGGAGAACUCGUACGAAAUGAAAUUGAAAGAAGCAACUUGGGUUCCUCAUCUUUUCCGAAUUAGUGUUUCGCAGAACGAGUACAACAAUGAGAAGAGGCAAAGACUAACAGUCAGGGCUGUUGCUCCGGUUGAUUUUGCUGCUGAAUCAAAAUUCUUGCUAGAGGAGAUAUCAAAGAUGAAAGCUUCCUGAUUCUUACUGUCAAAUUAACUAAUGAAGAGGAUAUUGUCUGGCUAAUAUACUUCUGGUUAGGGUUUUUUGCUUAGUCUAGAAUCUAUUUUAUUGUAAGGGGUUGGUAAUAUCUAAUCUUCAGAUCAGUAGUCGAUUAGUGUUUUUUGCAUCUAGGAGUGGAGUUAAUUUACAGGCAAAUUCUGCAUGA
This is a messenger RNA of Morus notabilis, 2155 nucleotides long. RefSeq names its product replication protein A 70 kDa DNA-binding subunit B. Gene Ontology annotation, cellular component: nucleus; DNA replication factor A complex. Lineage: Eukaryota; Viridiplantae; Streptophyta; Magnoliopsida; Rosales; Moraceae. The transcript has 12 exons. Gene Ontology annotation, molecular function: single-stranded telomeric DNA binding; damaged DNA binding. Gene Ontology annotation, biological process: telomere maintenance via telomerase; DNA replication; nucleotide-excision repair. The coding region runs from base 82 to 1968 and encodes 628 amino acids. The record is from RefSeq and is a predicted model, not a curated record.